Daucus carota subsp. sativus is the source of this 1660-nucleotide messenger RNA. RefSeq names its product probable sarcosine oxidase. Gene Ontology annotation, molecular function: flavin adenine dinucleotide binding; sarcosine oxidase activity. The transcript has a single exon. NCBI's taxonomy places the organism in Eukaryota, Viridiplantae, Streptophyta, Magnoliopsida, Apiales, Apiaceae. The record is from RefSeq and is a predicted model, not a curated record. The coding region runs from base 278 to 1510 and encodes 410 amino acids.
UCAUGCCUCUCCCACCUCUUGAUAGGAAGUUGCAGUCAGCUUUUGGAUUAAAGCGAAGAGGAUCAAACCAAGCAGAGAGCGAGAACGAUGGGAGAACAGAAAAACAAGAGAUACAAACAAAAAUGAACACGUAGAAUCUUGUCUUCUUUGCGAUGUGUCCAAAAUGUAGCUCCUAAUGGGCCCCAUCUUUGUUCACUCCCACAUGUUUAGAAACUAGUUCUUCAACACAUACAUCAACUCCACUUGUGUUAUUCUACAUACAUUUAUCAUCACUCUGAUGGCGGAUUCAAGUGAGCAAUUCGAUGUUAUUGUGAUCGGGGCUGGCAUAAUGGGGAGUGCUACAGCUUAUCAGGCAGCCAAGCGUGGUAAAAAGGUGUUGAUUUUGGAGAAAUUUGAUUUUCUGCACCACUUGGGUUCGUCUCACGGAGAAUCAAGAACUCUGAGAACAACGUACCCGGAAGAAUAUUACUCGUCGAUGGUUAUAAAGGCGGCUCAGCUUUGGGAAGAGGCGGAGGCUGAAAUUGGGUUUAAGGUUUAUUUCAAGGCGAAACAGUUUGACAUGGGUCCGGAUGAUGACAAGAGUUUGUUGUCUGUUAUUGAUAAUUGUGGGAGAAAUGGGAUUUCUCACCGGGUUCUUGAUGCCCGCCAAGUGUUUGAUGAAUUUACUGGGAGAAUUGAGGUUCCUGAGAAUUGGGUUGGUUUGGUUACGGAGAUGGGUGGGGUUAUUAAGCCUACUAAGGCUGUUUAUAUGUUUCAAGCACUUGCUUUUAAGAAUGGUUGUAGGCUCAAAGAUAAUUGUGAAGUUGUUGAUAUAAGGAGGGAUACUGUGAGAGGUGGCAUUUUGGUGUGUACUGCUAGAGGUGAAAGUUUUUGGUGUAAAAAGUGUGUUGUGACAGUUGGGGCUUGGAUGCAGAAACUGAUUAAGCAAGUAAGUGGUGUUGUACUUCCUAUUCAACCUUUGGAAACUUGUGUGUGUUACUGGAAAGUUAAGGAUGAUCACGCCACGAAGUUUACUAUCGAGAGUGGUUUUCCAACGUUUGCUAGCUAUGGUGUGCCAUAUAUAUAUGGUACGCCAUCGCUUGAGUUUCCGGGACUGUUGAAAAUUCCGGUACAUGGGGGUCGCAAUUGUGACCCUGAUGACAGGACAUGGACUGUAGCACCUUCAGCAUUGGAGGCAUUGAGGGAGUGGAUUGAUGGGAGGUUUGGCGGCUUGGUUGACUCAACGAGGCCGGUGUCGACUCAAUCCUGUUUGUAUUCCAUGACCCCGGAUGAGGAUUUUGUGAUUGAUUUCUUAGGUGGAGAAUUUGGAAAUGACAUUGUUGUUGCGGGAGGCUUUUCGGGUCAUGGGUUUAAGAUGGGUCCAUUGGUGGGUAAGGUUUUGGCUGAUCUCGUGAUCGACGGGGAGACCAAAGAUGUGGAGCUAAAUCACUUCAAGUUGGGGAGAUUUGAGGGAAAUCCUAAAGGAAACUUAAAGGAGUUUGAAGAUCAGGUUAAUGCAUUGUUUUAUUAAAAGAAGUCAUUGUAUUUUGUGUGUUAAAUCAUCUUAGAUUAAUGAAUUACUAGCUUUGCAUCAUUGUUUAAGCUCUUGAUAUUUUAUGUUUCGAGUUAUAUUGUUGGAGUGGCUAAGCUUUUCUUCAAUCUGCAAAAUUGUGUUCUUUCA